UCCAUCAGCACCUUGACAGAUUCGCACGUCCGAAGCCCUCCUAGUUAGUGGUCACUGGUGUGGCUUCUGGAGAUCAGAGUGGCUCAGCUGGGACCUUCUCCCUGCUGACUGCUAAUGGCCAUGGCACUUGGCAGAAUGGACAAGGCCUGUGUCCUGAAACACAAAGUGCUGGAGAGCCCGCUGGGGAAGAUCGAGCUGUCUGCCUGUGACCAGGGCCUGCACCGGAUAAGGCUCCUGAGCCCACAGACCUCCACCGACCCUGCGGAGGCCCCAGCAGCUCCUGAGGUUGUCAGCGGUCCAGAGGGAACAUCGGAGCCCCUGAUGCGAUGCGCAGCCUGGCUGGACGCCUAUUUCCACAAGCCCCCAGCCAUCGAAGGGCUCCCUCUGCCUGCUCUGCACCAUCCCGUGUUCCAGAAAGACUCUUUCACCAGACAGGUGUUGUGGAAGCUGCUGAAGGUUGUGAAAUUCGGAGAAACGGUUUCUUACCAGCAAUUAGCAGCCCUGGCAGGCAACCCCAGAGCAGCCCGCGCCGUGGGAGGAGCCAUGAGAAGCAAUCCUGUCCCCAUCCUCGUCCCAUGUCACAGAGUGGUCUGCAGCGGUGGAGCCCUGGGCAACUACACAGGAGGACGAUCCGUGAAGGAGUGGCUGCUGGCCCACGAGGCUGCCCAGGCAGGGAAGCCAGAUUGCGGGGUGUCGAGUCAAGGCAGGACCUGGCUCGAGGCAGCUGGUGGCACCACUGGCUCCCAGGGUGCUGACCGAAACUGAGUGUGUGUAUUUGAAGUGAACAUUUGAGUGACACAUAAAUGUAAUGGUGCACCCGAAGCAGGAUGCGUGUGGCACCACUGUAUUAAAAGAGCUGGAUGUGUCCCGGGGGACAUGGCGCGUCUGCCCUUUCUUGUUUCCACACUUUACAGCAGAAUGAGUUCAGACGGCCGGCCGGCCUGUGUGUCGUAGGAUCUCCUGUCUAACGCAGGCAUUGUUCCAUUUUUAAUGCCCGUUAAAAUGGGAACAGGAGAGUGGGGAAGGCGUGGGGAGCCUGAGAGGCCCUGUCCCGGAAGGCAGAAGCAUCUGGCACCCACAGGCUACAGCUGGCUGCCCCAGGACCCCACUCAGGCUGUCCACCCUGAAUGGUGGGCUCCACCCAGCAGUCUCCCCUGUCCUUCCUGGGCAUUUGCCCCACUGAGGUGAUGCCCGUGUGUUUCCUAGCAUUCACAUGAGUCUCCCUGAAGGAGAGACCAGGCCACAGAGGCUGGUACUCUGUAGAGGCUUUCUAACUUGCCUUCCCGACUGGGGAAGGAGCGGGGCAGGUCUGCAUGCCUUCUGCACCAUAGAAAAUAACCUUGCUCCAAAGCACAUCGGAAGCACCGCUCCUGAGACGGGGUUUGGCUGGCCUGACGCCUUCCUGGGAGAGCAGGCUUUCCCCCUGCCAGAUCCCAGGCGCUCUUCCUUUCUCUGGGCAGCAUGUCGGUAGGGAACAGGCUUCUGUAGGCCCCAGAGCUGAGCCUGGAAGUCCAACCUCACACAGUGGUGGUCGGCUCACACCAACAGCAGCAGUGGUGACUGUUUCCAGGCCUUCCAUUGGCUCCAUCUGACAUUUGAUCAUGUCAUUCUUUUAGCUUUAAAACCAAGUAUGCCUGAAACACAGAGGGAGGCCGGUAGCUCAGGGUGUGGAGCAAGGAAGAUGCAGCCGGCCGUCCAGGGGACACUGUGUUUGUCACAGGCUCUGUGACAGUGUGGACCCAGCAGGAAAGCUCGAGUGGUUUUCAUGUGCCACCCGAGAAGGACACACAGCCCCUGAUGUGCACAGUGUGGCUGUGUUUGGCAUUACAUGUCACCUAACCACCAAGGAAUACAAACUCUGGCCCUUUCUCCCCAAUCCACCGUUUAUUCUAUCUUUGUCUUAUAUUGGCCAAAUGGACUCUGGAUGUGUUUCCUCAAACACAGUGAAGUGGCAUGACCAGAACCGUUGUCCCGAGCUUGGUCGUCCUCGUCGCUCUGGAGUGAGGCAAGCCACCAUCUGAGGACAGGUCUGAGACACCUGGUUUCUCAGGACAGAGCCCUGGCAGCACCCUGAGCUGCACACACAGGAGCACGUCCUGUCUGGCCUCAGGUGUGUUCUGGCUCCUUCUCUGACCUGGUGUCACUGUGAAGGCAAAGGGGUCUGUGUCUACGUUGUGAGUCUGGGAAGACGUGUGGGGAGGGCCGGGUGCCCUCUGCAUUGGGCUCCGAAGCUCAGUGUGCUGUGCACCUGGCUCCCAUUGCCCUAGAGUCACCAGGAAUUGCUGCCUUUGUCCUCUGCCUGAGUAGAGAAGGGUCCUGGCUCCAAAUGCAGCUCCAGGUCGAUGGCCUCAGUGCAUCCUGUGUGCUUGCGUUCCAACAGAGGGCGCUGUGGCUGCAGAGUGCUGUGGGAGACCCCAGCCUUGCUGCUGUCUGUGAGCUUGAACAGGCUGGCCCAAGAUGGCCCUGAGGAGUCCUCCUGGGCUGGGAGCCCCCGAGGGCCCUACACACCUCCCAUGUAACCUCCAUAUUUCCAUGAGGGGCCAGGCUCUGAGAGGAGCUGGGGGCGGUGUGACCAGCAAGGGCUGAGCCCCCAGCAUGUCGGCACCACCAAGGGGACCUGGCGGCUUCAGGCAACCCGGACCUGCAGACAGGCCUGUUUGGGCCACGCCUGCUUGGGCCACGCCCUGGAGCAGUGCAGAAGCCACGUCUGUUCUGUCUCCUAGGGUCUCCUCGGCACUGUCAUAUCAGGCUCCACAGAUGCCCUGAGGUGGCCGUUGACAGAGCAGCGGGACUCACACCGCGUGGCCAUGUACUGCUGCAAGGACAAGCUCUGCAGAGGCCGACAUGAAACGCUGGCACGGGUUGCCUAGAGCCGCUCGGCUCAAGGUUACAGCGCAGCUUGUGCAAAUAAAGAGGCAAAGGAAAGGCACAAAGAAAUACAAAAAUAUUUUCCAAAUAAAAAGAAAUGUCGAAACAAGAAAGCUGUGUUCUUUGGCCUCCGCCCCAGGUCCCCUCACCUGCCAGGCCUCCCCGGCCAGCACUGUGGGGCUUUGAAAGCUGACACGGAGAUCCUGGCGUGGCUGGCUGCGCUGCCUCACACGCCCCUGGGGGCCGGGGGCAAGACUGGGCACGCCUUGCUCCUGGGGCCACGCUUGCAAGUGUGAGAGCUUUUAUCCCGUCUCCCGUCAGGGACACAAAUGUCACACAGGCAUCACCCACUUCACCACGUCCUGAGGAAUGUCAUGAAGUGACAGCGUAAGUCUGACUUCCUCACACCCGAAGACGGCAAACUAAUUGUGCAAGGAAAUCUGAAGGAUUCUUGCAAGAGGGAUUGUGACGGGGGCUGUGAUUUUGCAGUUCUAGAAGCGAGGGGUGGGCAGCAGGCGUUGGGGGAAGUGGCAGGCUGGCCCUGUCGGUAACUGAACGGUACUUUUAACUCCCAACGCUCCUUGCCUGGCAGAGACGGCUUACUGAACAACCCUGGCAGCUCAGCUGUGUGCCGGAUCCUGUAGGUGACUCUCGUGCUUCCAGGACACAUCUCUCUCCUUGCUGCUGCUCACUCCUGCCUGGUCACCCUGAAUCCUGUGGCUCGAGGGGCCUAAAGGAUGUCCAGUGUGGGUGUGUUCACUUGAGAACAUCUGGCUGUGUUUCCUCGGUGGUCUGUGAGCACCAGUGUCAUCCCAGAGCUCACUUCCUGUGAAAGUGCAGACCGAGAUCAAAGCCCACACACUCUUGGGAGUCCCCGGUGGCCUGUGAGAGGUGGGAACCCCGGGAGGUGUGGGCCAUCUGGGCAGGCUGCCUGGGGAGGUCCUUGCAACGAGGUAUACUUCUGCGAGCUCCGAGGUAACCCAAGAUCUGGUCUGCGAGGACCCGACAGCGCCGUCGGCCACGCCUGCCUCCCGUCUUACCCACCUUCUCUGUCGUAACUGUGACCAUGGUGGCAGUGCCAGCUUGGACCUCACCUCCAUCGGGACAUGCAGGAAGUCACAGCUGAAUCAAUGUGAAAAUUAUUCACUUCCCCCCGGAGCUUCCUGAGAUCCCGCUGCUGUUUGGGUUUCAGACAGCAUGGGGGAGGACUCCGGGGUGACAGACAAAUUGGCUUAAUGUGGGACUCCAGGGGGCGGUUUUCCUCUGUGGGCUCCCCUAGAAGUCCAGUCGGGAACUGAGCCCUUCAGUCUCUGCUUCCGGGCCUCCGUCUGUCUUGUUUGCAUCCUUUCUGGCUGCUCUGAGGCAGUGGGGUUGCAGAGGGUGGCUGGGGCCCUCAGGCAGGGGUUUUAUAUUUGGUUGGCCUCCCUCGGGCCAUCUGGGAUUUUCUUUCUCCUUCACCGGUGUUUGAUUAAAAGUUCGCAUUCAAGAA
Ictidomys tridecemlineatus (thirteen-lined ground squirrel) is the source of this 4357-nucleotide messenger RNA. Lineage: Eukaryota; Metazoa; Chordata; Mammalia; Rodentia; Sciuridae. The record is from RefSeq and is a predicted model, not a curated record.